Messenger RNA from Strongylus vulgaris, 412 nucleotides. NCBI's taxonomy places the organism in Eukaryota, Metazoa, Nematoda, Chromadorea, Rhabditida, Strongylidae. The record is from the annotation of a GenBank genome assembly.
UCUAUUUCUCUCCCCGAAACUCUUACUAUAGAGGUUUUGUUUUUGAUAUGCGCAACUCACGUAGAUACAAAUAAGUUUACAGAGAUGCUUGUCCGAUCCUGUCGUUACCCCAGUCACUGAUGAAUUUCCUACCGAAAAUAUUGAAGGGCAAUGGAUAGCUCCAAAAGAAAUAAUAGCUCAUGAGCAUCGAUUUAUUAAACGUAGAGACAAUUACACCGAUGGUGUAGCUCACGCAGGAGACGCACGCAUCAUCUCUGACCCAGUAGUAACACCGUGCACAGAUGAGUUUCCUAGCGAAGAAUUUACAGGAGAAUUCCGUAUGGAGACCGAAGUUGUGAGUACCCCGCAACAAGUGAUGAAGACGCAGCCAUCACCCACCGUCAAUAUCAAUGUGGAGCGCAAAGUUGGUUAA